UAUGGUUUGGAGCGUAUCCUGGGAGAGGAGAUGAGUCUCUCCCUGUUGGCCCGAGCUAUGGAUCCGACCCAGCCCGCCAUGAUGACUGACGUGGUCAAGCUGUUGUCAGCCAUCUGCAUUGUGGGCGAGGAGAACACGUAGGUCCCGCUCCCCGGCUUCACUCUGCCCUCACCAUUACGUCCUCUAGCACUCUGUUCUCAUCCACCUGUCCACCGCUCCUCCAUCACCCAUUUUAUCUAUCUAUCUAUCUAUCUAUCUAUCUAUCUAUCUAUCUAUCUAUCUAUCUAUCUAUCUAUCUAUCUAUCUAUCUAUCUAUCUAUCUAUCUAUCUAUCUAUCUGUCUGUCUGUCUGUCUGUCUGUCUGUCUGUCUGUCUGUCUGUCUGUCUGUCUGUCUGUCUGUCUGUCUGUCUGUCUAUCUAUCCUCUCACUUUCUCUCUGUCCCUCUCACGCUCCUCUCCUCCCUCAACUCUACACAUCACUCCUCUGUUCUCCUCCAUCUCUCUUCUCUCUCUCUCACUCAUCUUCCUCGUCUUGAUGGUACACAGGGGGGGAGAACUAGCUAAAUGGGAAAACUCAUCCACAGCAUCCGAGCAGUGAGUUCAUGAUCAUUGAUCUGCCAAACUAAAGUCUGACUGCAGUAUCGUUGAACUGGGAAGAGGCUGAGGGUCUGUGGUUAUUGAUCUGCGUAACUAAAGUCUGACUGCAGUAACGUUGAACUGGGAAGAGGCUGAGGAUCUGUGGUUAUUGAUCUGCUAAACUAAAGUCUGACAGCAGUAACGUUGAACUGGGAAGAGGCUGAGGGGGUCUGUGGUUAUUGAUCUGCGUAACUAAAGUCUGACUGCAGUAACGUUGAACUGGGAAGAGGCUGAGGAUCUGUGGUUAUUGAUCUGCUAAACUAAAGUCUGACUGUAGUAACGUUGAACUGGGAAGAGGCUGAGGGGUCUGUGGUUAUUGAUCUGCUAAACUAAAGUCUGACUGCAGUAACGUUGAACUGGGAAGAGGCUGAGGGUCUGUGGUUAUUGAUCUGUUAAACUAAAGUCUGACUGUAGUAACGUUGAACUGGGAAGAGGCUGAGGGUCUGUGGUUAUUGAUCUGCUAAACUAAAGUCUGACUGUAGUAACGUUGAACUGGGAAGAGGCUGAGGAUCUGUGGUUAUUGAUCUGCUAAACUAAAGUCUGACUGUAGUAACGUUGAACUGGGAAGAGGCUGAGAGGGUCUGUGGUUAUUGAUCUGCUAAACUAAAGUCUGACUGCAGUAACGUGAACUGGGAAGAGGCUGAGAGGGUCUUGUGUUUAUUGAUCUGCUAAACUAAAGUCUGACUGUAGUACGUUGAACUGGGAAGAGGCUGAGGAUCUGUUGGUUAUUGAUCUGCUAAACUAAAGUCUGACUGCAGUAACGUUGAACUGGGAAGAGGCUGAGGGUCUGUGGUAUUGAUGAUCUGCUAAACUAAAGUCUGACUGUAGUAACGUUGAACUGGGAAGAGGGCUGAGGGUCUGUGGUUAUUGAUCUGCUAAACUAAAGGUCUGACUGCAGUAACGUUUGAACUGGGAAGAGGCUGAGGGUCUGUGGUUAUUGAUCUGCUAAACUAAAGUCUGACUGCAGUAACGUUGAACUGGGAAGAGGCUGAGAGGGUCUGUGGUUAUUGAUCUGCUAAACUAAAGUCUGACUGCAGUAAAGUUGAACUGGGAAGAGGCUGAGAGGGUCUGUGGUUAUUGAUCUGCUAAACUCAAUCUGACUGCAGUAACAGUUGAAACUGGGAAGAGCUGAGGAUCUUGGUUAUUGAUCUGCUAAACUAAGUCCCGACUGCAGUAACGUUGAACUGGAAGAGGCUAGGUGUGGUUAUUGAUCUGCUAAAUAAGUCUGACUGCAGUAAAGUUGAACUGGGAACGAGGCUGAGAGGGUCUGUGGUUAUUGAUUUGUAAACUAAAGUCUGACUGCAGUAAAGUUUUGAACUGGGAAGAGGCUGAGGAUCUGUGGUAUGAAACUGUAAACUAAAGUCUGACUGCAUAACGAAUGAAUGGAGAGGCUGGGGUCUGUUUAUUGAUUGCCAAACUAAAGUGACUGCAGUAACGUGAACUGGGAAGAGGCUGAGGGUCUGUGGUUAUUGAUCUGCUAAACUAAAGUUGACGGUAACGUGAACUGGGAAGAGGCUGAGGUUGUGGUUAUGAUCUGCUAAACUAAAAUCUGACUGCAAGUAACGUUGAACUGGGAAGAGGCUUUAGGAUCUGUGGUUAUUGAUCUGCUAAACUAAAGUCUGACUGCAGUUAACGUGAACUGGGAAGAGGCUGAGGGUCUGUGGUUAUUGAUCUGCUAAACUAAAGUCUGACUGCAGUAACGUUGAACUGGGAAGAGGCUGAGGGUCUGUGGUUAUUGAUCUGCUAAACUAAAGUCUGACUGCAGUAACGUUGAACUGGGAAGAGGCUGAGGGUCUGUGGUUAUUGAUCCUUAUCGUCCGUUGUUUAGCUGGAGUGUGACAGGCAUUAAGAUCAGGUCACUCCUCCCACACCAUUUAAGAUUCAAUACACCGUUGUCUUCAGCUCUGAGGCUGCGCCCCAAACGGCACCCUAUUCCCUACAUAGUGCACUACUUUUGACCAGAGCCCCUAUGUGAGUAGUAGUGCACUAUGUAGGGAAUAGGGUAUCAUUUGGGACACAGCCUGUGGCUGCUGCUGUUGUUUUGUUAAAAUGCUCUCCCUCUCUUCCUCUUGAAUAACACUUUUCAGGGAAAACGUAAUAACCAAUCAUCAUCAUACAAAUACUGUGGUGCUCCUCUUGUUCAUUCGUUUUCCAAGAGGAGCACCACCACCGAGGUCUAGCAGCACACAGGAGGCACGACUAAACGUUGAAUGAAUCACUGACGAAAGAAAGCACGGACAACAACAACAGAAAGAAAGACAGUUGGCAGAGAGCGAGAGACGUAGAAAGAGAGAAAAAUCCCCAAGACGAAUGCGUUGCAAUCAUUUUGGCCAUUUGUGUGGCCGGUCAUGCGUUUGUAUUUUCCCCCCAUUUAGUUUGGAGAAGGUCCUUGACGCCAUCACCACGGCAGGAGAGCACAGGGCCACAGAGAGGUUCAGUCCUAUC
This is a messenger RNA of Coregonus sp. 'balchen', 3080 nucleotides long. The record is from the annotation of a GenBank genome assembly. Lineage: Eukaryota; Metazoa; Chordata; Actinopteri; Salmoniformes; Salmonidae.